ACAAAUGUUAAGAUUUCUGAAGUGUUAAUGUAUCGCUACUAAUGAUAGAUAUUUAUGUUGAUUUAAUACUAAUGUCUGUUAUAUUUGUUUUGUUGUGUUGUUAUUGAUAAAGAUUUUACUUUUAAAAAGUAAUUGCUGGCAGUAACUGAGACUUGUGGUUAACUUGUUUCUGUUCUCCACAGAUCUUGGUUUCUUUGCUGAUGGCCGCUGUAGACGCCGAGCUUAAGGGCUACAGUCUACCCACUCCCUCUGGCCCAGGUUUCAUCUCUGGUGGCUCCGGGUUCUCUGUUGGUUCUGGGCUCUCUGGUGGCUCUGGGUUCUCUGGUGGCUCUGAGUUUUUUGGAGGCUCCGGAUUCUCAGGUGGCUCUGGGUUCAUCUCUGGUGCUUCUGGGUUAUCCGGAGGAUCUGGGUUCAUUUCUGGUGGCUCUGGGUUCUCAGGCAGCUGUGGUGGCGGGCAGAUUCGUCAUGUAGAUGGCAGCUGCAUUACUCCCCAAAUCACAAAAAAUCUGUAUGUAUUCACCUCCCCUCCUGUUCAUAGAACAAUUGGUCCACGACCGCAUAUUCCCCCACCAAGAGUGGAACACAACAUUAUAUUCAUCCGUACUCCUGAGGGAGGAAUUGGGGCGGAACCCAUCGUUGUUCCUCCACCACAGCAGAAGAACAUCGUCUACGUGCUCAACAAGCGCACUCAUCAAGGUCAACAAGUAGUCCACGUCCCAGCUCCUGAGCAACAAACUCCUCAAGUAUACUUCGUCAACUAUGCUGAUGGCGAUAAUCCCACGUUGCCCACAGGAGAGGACCUCCAGUCUGCCCUCAGCUCUGCCUCUCAUGGUGGAGGUGAGGUUAUCGGUGCCGGUGGAGGCAUUGGAGGAGGGGCUGGGAUUGGCAUCGGAGGUGGCUCUGGUAUCGGGAUUGGUGGUGGCACUGUAGGCGGUUUUCAUGAUGACAGUUCCUUUGUGAGUGGCGGUGGCCUUAUUGGAGGCGGAAGUACCUUUGUGAGCGGAGGUGGCAGUGUAGGUGUUCCCACGCCGUCUGGUCUGUAUGGGACGCCCUAAGUAACAUUAAUUUGCAAGUUGAUGAGAUACUUCAUUUGCAACACUCUUCCUUCCAGCAACAAUUUCUUUUUUUUUUUUUUGUUUUU
Cherax quadricarinatus is the source of this 1141-nucleotide messenger RNA. RefSeq lists its product as uncharacterized. Lineage: Eukaryota; Metazoa; Arthropoda; Malacostraca; Decapoda; Parastacidae. The record is from RefSeq and is a predicted model, not a curated record.